Ceraceosorus guamensis is the source of this 2896-nucleotide messenger RNA. RefSeq names its product putative aconitase. Gene Ontology annotation, biological process: tricarboxylic acid cycle. Bases 332 to 2737 code for a protein of 801 amino acids. The transcript has 5 exons. Gene Ontology annotation, cellular component: mitochondrion; cytosol. The record is from RefSeq and is a predicted model, not a curated record. Gene Ontology annotation, molecular function: aconitate hydratase activity; 4 iron, 4 sulfur cluster binding. NCBI's taxonomy places the organism in Eukaryota, Fungi, Basidiomycota, Exobasidiomycetes, Ceraceosorales, Ceraceosoraceae.
CUUCACGCCAAACAGAACGCGGUGACAUGCAAGACCAGCCAAUGAAGUGACAGCCCUUUCAACCCGCAAAAAAGGCCUCGGCCGCAUCCCAACUCGAGUGCGACUGCGAGUCUAUCUUUCUUGAGUUCCCACUUCGCAUGCCUAUCCAAACCCUUCUCCACCACAUCAGCUCGCCAGCGUCGCUCGAGGGCUACCUACCUCUACCGCUUCUCCUUGUCCUACAACUCAAGCAUUCAAGGUCCGUGACCUGACAUAGCAUACACGCACACCUCUUCAAUAGAGGCCCGCCCACCAAUCACUCAGCUCGCCACCCUCCCAAUCUUUGCAAAGCAUGGCCGCCCUUCGCGCAGCUAGCCGUGCUUUGCCUUUGCGCAGCGCUACGGCGCCUCGCGCCCUCGCCCGUGGCUACGCUACGGUCUCCGAGGAGGUGCCUGACAUUGACCCCAAGCUCUUCUCCAAGAAGGUCGACAUGUCCCCGAUGGAAAAGGGCAAGGAAUUCUGGACCAACUACAAGCGCAUUGAUGACAACUUGAAGGUCGUCCGCUCUCGCUUGAACCGCCCUCUCACUUUGUCUGAAAAGAUUGUCUAUGGCCACUUGGAUGACCCUCACGGCCAGGACAUCAACCGAGGCGUCUCUUACCUGAAGCUCCGCCCAGACCGAGUCGCAUGCCAGGAUGCCACUGCUCAAAUGGCCCUGUUGCAGUUCAUGUCUGCUGGUCUUCCCACUGUUGCUGUCCCGACCACUGUCCACUGUGACCACUUGAUCGAGGCGCAAGUCGGAGGUGUCAAGGAUCUGGCCCGCGCAAAGGACAUCAACAAGGAGGUGUACGACUUCUUGGCGACCUGCACUGCCAAGUACGGCAUUGGCUUCUGGCGCCCAGGCAGUGGUAUCAUUCACCAAAUUAUUCUCGAGAACUACGCUUUCCCUGGUGGUCUCAUGAUCGGAACUGACUCUCACACACCCAACGCUGGUGGUCUCGGUAUGAUUGCUUGCGGUGUCGGUGGUGCAGACGCCGUCGAUGUGAUGGCCGACAUCCCCUGGGAGCUCAAGUGCCCCAAGGUUGUGGGUGUUGAGCUCAAGGGCAAGCUGAGCGGCUGGAGUGCGCCCAAGGACAUUAUUCUGAAGGUCGCCGGUGAAUUGACUGUCAAGGGUGGAACCGGUGCGAUCAUCGAGUACAAAGGCCCAGGUGUCGAGAGCCUGAGCGCCACUGGUAUGGGCACAAUUUGCAACAUGGGUGCCGAGAUUGGUGCUACUACCUCCGUCUUCCCCUUCAACGAGCGCAUGGCUGCCUACUUGAGGGCAACUCGUCGUCCAGAGCUCGCGGAGCUGGCUCAAGGCUUCCAAAAGAACCUCCUGCCAGACCAAGGCGCCGAGUACGAUCGUCACCUCGAAAUUAACCUUUCUGAUCUCGAGCCCCACAUCAACGGCCCCUUCACUCCUGAUCUUGCGACUCCCUUGUCCAAGUUCGCUGCGGCCGUCAAGGAGAACAAUUGGCCCGAAGAACUCAAGGUCUCCUUGAUUGGCUCAUGCACCAACUCUUCUUACGAAGACAUGAGCAGGUCUGCCUCGAUCGCCGAGGAGGCAGCCGCUCACGGUCUCAAGGUCAAGUCCCAAUUCACGAUCACUCCUGGAUCUGAGCAGAUUCGCGCUACCAUUGAGCGUGACGGACAAAUGCAGACCCUCAGCGAUGCAGGAGGUGUUGUGCUUGCCAACGCAUGCGGUCCUUGCAUUGGUCAAUGGGACAGGCAAGACGUCAAGAAGGGCGAGAAGAACUCGAUCAUCACCAGCUACAACAGAAACUUUACCGGCCGUAACGACGCCAACCCGGCUACCCACGCAUUCGUCGCAUCUCCAGACCUUGUCACCGCCAUGGCUUUUGCAGGAUCCUUGACCUUCAACCCUUUGACCGACUCGCUCAAGGGCGCUGACGGCAAGGAGUUCAAGUUCUCUGACCCGACCGGUAAGGAGCUGCCACCCCGCGGCUACGACCCGGGAGAGGAGACCUUCCAGGCUCCUCCCGAGGACCGCGCUUCCGUUCAAGUGGCCAUCGACCCCAAGUCUGACCGUUUGCAAUUCUUGGACGCAUUCGCACCUUGGGAUGGAAAAGACCCUGAGGGCCUGCCCGUCUUGAUCAAGGCCAAGGGAAAGUGCACAACUGACCACAUCUCGGCUGGUGGACCUUGGCUCAAGUACCGUGGCCACUUGCAGAACAUCUCCAACAACUGCUUGAUCGGUGCCAUCAAUGCCGCCAACGACAAGGCAAACGAGGUUCAAAACCUCAAGACUGGCGAGUGGGGCCCUGUUCCUGCCACCGCCGCAUACUACCGUGACACCUUGAAGAAGCCUUGGGUCGUCAUUGGUGACUCCAACUACGGAGAGGGCAGCUCUCGUGAGCACGCCGCGCUUGAGCCGCGCUACCUUGGAGGUUACGCCGUCAUCACAAGAUCUUUCGCCCGUAUCCACGAGACCAAUUGCAAGAAGCAAGGUCUCCUGCCCUUGACCUUCAAGAACGAGGCUGACUACGACAAGGUUCAACCCGAGGACCACGUCGACUUGAAGGGCGUUAAGGAGCUCGCUGAGGGCUCCACCAUCACCCUUGUUGCUCAUCACAAGGACGGCAGCGUCGAUGAGAUUCCUCUCGUUCACUCCUUCAACCCUGGUCAAAUCGAAUGGUUCAAGGCAGGGUCCGCACUCAACUUGAUGGCUGCCAAGGCAAAGGCACGCGCUAGCGCGUAAAGGUCUUCUCGUCCCAUAGAUCUCACACUCCAGCUCGCCUUCCCCAAUACUUUGCGCUCGAGGCACCGCAAACCACUUCCCCCAAAAAAGAUUUACCCAAAUCUUUUCACCUCGUUUCCGGUGUCCUAUAUUCUGCAAUGUGAUUUCUCGUACACAGAA